CCUUUACUCCCUCUCUUUCAUCUCCUCAUGCUCACUCUUAUUCCGUCCUUCUCUCUCAUUCCCCCCUCUCUUUCAAUCUUCCCUCACUUUCGCUCCCCCAUUGCUUUCAUUCCCUCCUGCUGUCCCUCAUUACCUGAUACUGGAGUUGUGAGACCAAUUUAUUUUUGUACCGUUCAAAUCACUUUAUUAGCCUUGUCCAGGAAUUUUUCUCAAUUUAGGUUCUUAAAGACAAAGGAGUUUCUGUGAGACUAACAGCAGCGAUGAACCAGAAGAUUGUCCUCAUCACAGGUUGCUCCUCAGGCAUCGGCCUGGCCCUGGCUGUACGCAUAGCCAAGGAUGAAAAGAAGAGGUUCAUUGUGUAUGCCACAAUGAGGAACCUGGGUAAGGCAGAGGCACUCGUGGAGGCGGCAGGCAGGACUCUGGGCAGGACCCUGGUGAUUAAACAACUGGAUGUAUGCAAUGAAGACUCCAUCAAGGCCUGUGUGGCCAGCCUACCGGAUGGCAAGCUAGACAUACUCAUCAGCAAUGCUGGGAUGGGUCUGGUAGGCCCCAUAGAGUGUCAGUCUAUGGAGGAGAUGAAGGCUGUCAUGGAUACCAACUUCUUUGGUCUAGUGAGACUCCUCAAAGAGAUCCUACCAGACAUGAAGAAGAGGAAGAGUGGCCAUAUUGUUGUGAUCAGCAGUGUCAUGGGCAUACAGGGUAUAUUAUUCAACGAUAUCUACGCAGCAUCCAAGUUUGCUGUGGAGGGUUUCUGUGAAAGCAUGGCCGUCCAAGCCAUGAGGUUUAAUCUGAAUAUAAGUUUGAUUGAGCCAGGCCCUGUGGUGACGGAGUUUGAGCAUAAGGUCUAUGAAGAGGGCAUGAAGACAGACCUCUCCAAAGCUGACAAAGUGACAGCAGAUAUGUUUACCAACAUCUAUAUGAAGAACUUCAAGCAGAUCUAUGAAAGCCUUGGACAGACACCUGAGGACAUAGCAGAGCACACACACAAGAUCAUCACCAUGGACAACCCUCCAUUCCGGCACCAGACCAACACCUUGUACACCCCCAUGACCACCCUGAAGUAUGCUGAUCCAAGCGGAGACCUUCCCAUCGACACCUUCUACAAGAUGGUGUUUGAGCACGACAAGGUCUUCAAUGCCAGCCUCAACUUCCUCAAGCUGCUACGCUGGAGGACCCGCAAGAGCUUCGCUAUAGAUAAGGACAAGAGCAAUUCUUAGGA
Messenger RNA from Oncorhynchus nerka (sockeye salmon), 1219 nucleotides. RefSeq lists its product as uncharacterized. Gene Ontology annotation, cellular component: cytoplasm; cytosol. NCBI's taxonomy places the organism in Eukaryota, Metazoa, Chordata, Actinopteri, Salmoniformes, Salmonidae. The record is from RefSeq and is a predicted model, not a curated record. Bases 261 to 1217 code for a protein of 318 amino acids. The transcript is spliced from 6 exons. Gene Ontology annotation, biological process: estrogen biosynthetic process. Gene Ontology annotation, molecular function: estradiol 17-beta-dehydrogenase [NAD(P)+] activity.